Fonsecaea multimorphosa CBS 102226 is the source of this 2109-nucleotide messenger RNA. RefSeq lists its product as uncharacterized. The record is from RefSeq and is a predicted model, not a curated record. The transcript has a single exon. Lineage: Eukaryota; Fungi; Ascomycota; Eurotiomycetes; Chaetothyriales; Herpotrichiellaceae. The coding region runs from base 1 to 2109 and encodes 702 amino acids.
AUGAGCGAAGAUCCCUCUUUUGUCACUCUGACGCUCCAGCAGCGUAUCGCCGCGUUGAAUGCUGCCCAUAUUGGUCGAAUACCUGGAGAGCCGCCCCGGGCCUCGUCUCACCCUCCUCCUCCCGUCCCUUCCAGGCGUCCCCCUAUACUCAAACAGAAUACCGUCAAUAUCCCUCCAGAACAGGUCAAUGGCUCAAUUACCGACCCACGGCCAGGGAAUCAACCUGCUCCUCCACCUCCGGCGAGGAAACAGCCUCCGCCUCUUCCCUCUCGAAAUCACUCGCUCGAAGAACAGAGAAGGGGUUCGGUGACAUCGAUCAAUUCCAGUGGUACAAAUGACACAGCCUCCUCAAAGGCCACGACUACUCGUACGAAGUCUACAGACUCGGCCAGCCGCAUCAAAGCACCUGCAUGGGGCGAGUGCGAACUGCCUUCUCUGCCUCCUCGGAAUGGUAAUCCGCAUGUGGCCACCAGGAAAUACUCGGAGGACCGCCCCAAAUACGUCAAUCGAGCUCCUUCAAGCACAUCACUUGUCUCAACAACUACCACUGCGGAAGCCAGACCUGCUCCUCCUCCGCGUCCCUCCCUUCCGCCGAGGCUCCCUUCCCGCAAGCAUGAGGCUGAACACCGGGAACAUACCGGAGAGGCUACGCUUAGAAAGAUGCCUCCCGUCCCCUCGGUCGAAUCAAUAGAAAAGGCGAAGAAGGCUGCGUUCUUGUACAACACUCCAAAAGCACAAUCUAAUCACCAGGAACCGGUCCCCGUCAUGGAGCCAGUCCAACUGCCGCUGAAGGAAACCAUAUCUUUGCCCUUGCGAGAGCAUGGAGUCAUACUGCCAGCCAAAGAGAAUGCACCUAUCUCAAUGGGAGAGACCUUGAAUGGCCACUUGGGAGGCGCCCAGUCGGCUCCGCCGCCGGUGCCAAAGUCCUCUCGACCAGAUCUCUCGGCCCUACAGGCAACCAAGCCCAAAUUUGCUGCAAGCACAACUUCAGUAAAUGGCAGUCUAUCUGCCGCUUCCAGUGUCUGUCUCGUCUGCCGCGACUUUUCUGGCCCGGAUCAUCAAGCUACUCUUUUCCCUAGAACCCAGGUUACCUCUUUACAGGCUUUAGCCCAUCAACUGACCUCUCCAUUUCCGUCUCCCACCGACAAGGCGCGAGCAAUCUUUACUUGGCUGCACCACAAUAUUGCCUACGACGUUGUCAGCUUCUUCAAUAACAACGUAAGGGGUUCAACGCCACAGUCAACUCUACAAAGCGGGCUGGCAGUUUGUGAAGGCUAUGCUGCUCUGUUCACAAACCUAGCUACCUACGCUGGCCUAGAAUCUGUGGUUAUCUCAGGCCAUGGAAAAGGCUAUGGAUUCAACCCUCUACCACCAGGAGCUCCUCUUCCGCCGUAUAACGCAGGCCAUGCAUGGAAUGCUGUUAAAAUCGACAAUGGAGAGUGGAAACUCAUCGAUACAUGCUGGGGAGCUGGUUAUGUCCAAGGUGCAGGUCGGCCCUACGUGGCCAAAUUCAACCCCGAUUUCUUCACCAUGUCGAACGAGGAAUUUGCGGUCAAGCAUUUCCCAGGCAACAAAGACCAGUUUUUCCUUCCUGGAGGACGGCGCAUGAGCUGGGAAGAAUAUAUCGUGAUCGACCCUGCCUGCUGGCCUGACAUGGUUGAAGGACCUACGAUAUUUACAAACGCCACGGAAGAUUACUCUAUUGGUGAGAAGACGGUCUAUCCACGAGCAAGGAAAAUCAACGUCCGGCAACCUGAUAAUGUCCGAUUCCAGUUCGGUCUGAGAUGUGCGCACUGGACGCUGGAACAACACACGCGGAAAGGACCACCCCCUGUGUUCAUCGUCUCAAUCAAUGGAGUCGAUGGCCGAGAUAAGGAUCUUGUCCCCAUGGACUACUAUCCCGGGCCUAUGGGACAGGGUGGUGAUAUGUGGGUGGUGGAUAUCCCAGCUCGCCAGCUGGGGGCUCCCGGGCAGACCAUCACGCUGUUCGCGGUUACGACUUUCGGUAAUAGGCAGGACGCUCGAGGCUUGACAGUGAUGGAGUUUCGGGAAGGGAAGGGCAGAGUCGGAAUGGGAUUUACUGGCGUCGCGGCAUGGGAUUUGGUUUGA